CUUUCUAAAUUUAUUAUUUUUUAAAUAUACUAUUCCCUCUGGUUUGGACGACGAGGAGAAAGAGCUGAUUCGCAAUGGCUUCUCGAAUGGUUUCUCGGUUGAAAUGGUUACGCUACCUGGCUAAUAGGAUGGAGUACUCCGUAGCUCUCAGCUGGAAGGGAUAUAAUGGAGGACAUAUCACAGAAACUGAAGUUGGUGAUGCCAUAUGGAAAAACUUUUUCCAUGGGAAGUUAACAUAUAUGCAUCGGAACAAUGGUCAAGAGAUGGCCCCAACGAUAUCAGAGGAGGGUGGAACUCUUCUUGUACGAAAACUGCCAAUAUCUGAUCCAACGUAUGUUUUUGUGGGAGAUGUUGUAGUUGUGAGGGACCCUGAAAAGUCUGAGAAUCGUCUGGUUCGUAGAGUAGCUGCUAUUGAAGGCCAUGAAAUGGUGUCGAAAGAUGAAAAGGACGAGCCUUUUGUUCUUGAAGAAGACCAGUGCUGGGUGUUGGCUGACAAUGACAAUUUAAAGCCCAAGGAAGCCAGAGACAGCCGAAUGUUUGGCCCUGUUCCAAUGACAGACAUAGUAGGCAGAGUCAUUUACUCCCUGCGAACUGCAGUUGAUCAUGGUCCUGUACAGAACAGUCGUUUUGGCAUGAGAAGAGAUUCAUCAGUGCUGGAAGUUGAACUGGAUGUCAAUGAAAUGGCUAAAAAUCAAAGAGUUGAUUGAACUUGCUAGCAUAAAGUUAGAACUUAGUUUACCAGCUAAUAUCUGUCACUGUACCUUUUCAAUAUGGCUCAAGGAAUCAGUGGUAUAAAGGGUUUAGGAUCAGUUACGUGAGUAUAAUCGUAAUGUUGGCAAUUGCUAUCAAUUUUAUGAACUUGUUCACUACUUAUCAA
This is a messenger RNA of Daucus carota subsp. sativus, 877 nucleotides long. RefSeq names its product mitochondrial ATP-independent inner membrane protease subunit 2. The coding region runs from base 75 to 707 and encodes 210 amino acids. The transcript has 5 exons. Gene Ontology annotation, molecular function: serine-type endopeptidase activity. The record is from RefSeq and is a predicted model, not a curated record. NCBI's taxonomy places the organism in Eukaryota, Viridiplantae, Streptophyta, Magnoliopsida, Apiales, Apiaceae.